CACCCAGCAGCACCCAGCAGACACACCAGUGUGCCAGUCGCCACAUGUGCCAUGUGCCUGCCUGUUUGUUUGGGGCAUCUAUAGCAAAACCGGUGCUGUGUUGCACUGGGGGGAUGAAGCUGUCAAAAUCUUGAGACGUACAAAACCAUUGAUCGACACGUCCUUGACAAAACAAGCCGGUCCACGGACCCGCGGCAUUAUGCACAAACGACGACACGGAGGCAGGCAGGAGACAGAAGGCCGAGUCACAAGGCAGCAUGGACAGCGGAGUUUCCUCCUCCUCCCGCACCACAAAAAAAGCAGCUUUUCUUAUACAGUAGACAUGGGUAAUGCUGUCGCUCUGAGGUAUGAGCGACAGCAACACCCACGUAACGUCAACCGAAUGGCAAAGCUGCUAAGCUCAGCUGCUCAAGGGCAGAGAAGGGAGAGACGAGGGCCACUCACCCACCCACCCACCCACUCACUGUACACAGAGCACCUCCACCUCGUCAGCCACGAAGUCAAAUGUGCCUCCCAGGUAGACACUCCCGCGCCCAUCCCUCACCCCCUGGUACCCCUCGGGCACCCACUGGGGCACAGUCAGCUGGCUGCACCGACGGAUGUCGGCAGCAGGGCCACCGCCACUGCCACUGCUGCCGCAGCCCAGCCAUAGGUGGCCACCGAUCCGCACACUCGCACCACUGGCAGCCCCCUCCCUCCCCGCCACCACCAGCAGCUGCCACUGGGGUGAUAUGUCGAUCUUGGUCGGCCUCUUGAAGUGGCCGGCCAGUGAGAACCACCAGACGUCACAGCGGUAGUAGUGGUAGCUGUCUGUCGGGUCGUCGGGCGGCUGGAGGCCGCCACUGAUGCAGCAGCCGAACACAUACGUCUUCUUGCGGAUGACGAACACCAGGCCCCUCCUGUCGCCCACACAAUGGAGCAGAUGGCCGUACGUCGAGCCAUGCGAAGAGGCCCUGCACCACACACAGACGGACACGCGGACAGUGAUGUCCUCAGAUGCGUGUGUGUGUCUGGAAAGCUGUGUACCUGUAGAUGAGUGUGAGUGUGAUAUCGCCGCCCAGCCACUGGGCGACGUGCGUCACAUACGAGAGGCCGAUGGAGCUGCCGCCCUUGGCCCAGGCACGCGCAGCACUGACAGACACACCAACACAGAGAGAAAGAUCUUCACACCCACCCGUACAUCAAUCUCUCGCGCCUUUGGCUGCAGGUAAGUGUAUCCUUUACCUGCAUAUCCCGCAGACACCGUCGUCGCGAAGGCUGGCGGGCUGGCGAUCCAUCAGCCGCCGGACACACUGACCGGACGGACACACAUGAGUGGCGUGAUGCCCUGGCGGUGUCGCACUCACCUUGGCACAGUACGAGUGACGCUUUCGUGUGCUGCAAAUGCUGCAGGACGGCGGCAGGGGCUCGGGAAGGCCACGUCUGAUGCUUCGGGCCAUGUUCAGCAUGCACCUGCCAUGGAAUUCGGCAUCUGACCCACACACGCACAAGCAAGCACACAACCACACACACCUCACAGAUGAGUUGUGUGUUCAUUCCGCCUUCAGCCACCGCAUGGUUUGCCUCCACUGCCCCGCGGUACGGCUGCAGGUGAGGAGGCCGCCACCGUUGUCGUCAUCAGAGAUAUGCAAGAUGCCCGUGACUCAUCGCCAUGGAAGGCUGUUCGGGCAAAGUCUCG
This is a messenger RNA of Vitrella brassicaformis, 1678 nucleotides long. The record is from the annotation of a GenBank genome assembly. NCBI's taxonomy places the organism in Eukaryota, Vitrellaceae.